Messenger RNA from Solenopsis invicta (red fire ant), 1677 nucleotides. RefSeq names its product 28 kDa heat- and acid-stable phosphoprotein. Gene Ontology annotation, molecular function: RNA binding. The record is from RefSeq and is a predicted model, not a curated record. The coding region runs from base 229 to 813 and encodes 194 amino acids. Lineage: Eukaryota; Metazoa; Arthropoda; Insecta; Hymenoptera; Formicidae. The transcript is spliced from 5 exons. Gene Ontology annotation, cellular component: cytosol.
UCUUUGAUGUGUGGUAUGUUGGGGCGUGUAACACGAACAAACCUUCUGACUCUAGUGUGAGGCAUUCAAGGCUAUCGAAAAUAAUAAUCGCAAAAAAUAUCGAGACACGCAUGUAGAAUCUAUGGUACAGCCCGGUGUAAGUUUGUGCUUUUACGUCAGUUCCCUGGUGUUCAUUUCUCUUGCGAUAUUUAAUCGUCACUGUCACUUACGCUACAAUUUUGAACUACAAUGCCACGAGGAAAAUUCGUGAAUCACAAAGGUAGGAACCGACAUUUCACAAAUCCAGAGGAGUUGGAGGAGCAACGGCGCCAGGAGGAGAAGAAACAACAGUGGAGAAAAAAUAAAGGGGAGGAUAGUUCUAGUGAGGAAGAAGAUGAUGAAGAGCCUAAAACGAGUGGAGCUAAUAGGUCAAAGAAUGGUGCCACAGACAGCGAUAGUGAAUCAGAAUCAGAAUCAGACACAGAGGGAGGAAAAGCAAAAGGCGUAGAGAAUUUAAUUCAAGUAGAAAAUCCAAACAGGGUACAAAAGAAAACUAAAAAAUUGUCCCAAUUGAGUCAGUCGUUAGACGCAAAGCCAGAACUAUCUCGAAAAGAACGGGAACAACUGGAGAAACAAAGAGCCUAUGCGAAUUAUCAAAAAUUACACGCCGCUGGUAAAACGGAUGAAGCUCGUGCGGACCUAGCCCGAUUAGCUAUAAUUAAGCAGCAGCGGGAGGAAGCGGCGAAACGACGAGAAGAAGAGAAAAAGCAAAAGGAGCUGGCGCAACAGAAGAAGACCGAACUAACGCAGAAGGCGCUCGGGAAAAAGUCCUAGAAUGUUUUGAUUACUAAUUGUAUAUGAAUAAUUGAAUCACAAUAUUAAUAUAUCCGAAGAUUUGUCCCAAUUUUUAAAUCUCUGUGAAAUUAGGUAAACUGGCUCAUAUGUUUACGCAUUUUAUGAUAUGUUAAAGUGUAAUUUCAUGCAAGUGAAAAAAAAAACACUAGCGUUUACUGCUUCCCCUUCAAUUAAAUGGCUGUAUCAGCGAAGGCACGCUCAAAGUUCAACACAAUCAACCUAAUAGCUCAGAUCAGGUCUUAGUCUACAUAGAUAUAAUAAACCUUAAGCCAUAAGAAAUUAACUAAUCAUAGUCAAAUUUAAGGAGAAUAAUCGACUAUGAUUCUUAGAUUUGCCCAUGUUGUCAACUGAUCAAUAAAAUUUUUUAAUUGGUUCAAGGGGAAAAAUUUCAAACGUCAAUUGAUGUGGCAUAACAAAAGCCAGCGAAGAUGCUCCAUGAAAAGGGAAGAAGCAAUAGUCAACUUUUCAAUACUGCUGUGCAAUGAGGUGAAGGGGUAAACACUAGUUUUUUUUUGCUCGCAUAAAAUUUCAGCUUUAAUGUCAUUGUUUAUAUAAAUACAAUGAAUUAAACGCAAUCUUUAUAAGUGUUAGUUUUGUUAAUUAACCUACUGACAAAUAUUUUGAAGUUUUCAGAUAUCACGAUAUUUACAAUAAAAUAAACAGCAUGAUAAAUUCUCAAUGUAUGAUAAAUUUUAUAUAUAGACAUAUACUGUAUACUUUCCUGUAUACUUUUUAUUUUAUUGAAACAGAUAUUACUUUUAGGUGUAUCAUUAAGCAAUGAUAUAAUGCUAACUAUGUAGCAGUUAUUUGUGAUUGCUUAUCCAAGUAAAAAAUUUUUAUAAC